This is a messenger RNA of Ochotona princeps (American pika), 1461 nucleotides long. It is a transcript of the gene KRT18, whose product is annotated as keratin 18. Gene Ontology annotation, cellular component: keratin filament. The record is from RefSeq and is a predicted model, not a curated record. The coding region runs from base 95 to 1393 and encodes 432 amino acids. Gene Ontology annotation, biological process: intermediate filament cytoskeleton organization. The transcript is spliced from 7 exons. Gene Ontology annotation, molecular function: structural molecule activity. NCBI's taxonomy places the organism in Eukaryota, Metazoa, Chordata, Mammalia, Lagomorpha, Ochotonidae.
CCACCCCUCCCCCGGCGAUAUAACUGGAGCCGCCGUCGACCCGCGGUCCGCACCUGAGUGUCCUCCUGGCCUUUUGCCUUCCUGCUCGGACAGCAUGAGCUUCACCACCCACUCCACCACCUUCUCCACCAACUACCGGUCCCUGGGCUCCGCGAGGUCCCUGGGCAGCCAGCGCGUCCGGCCGGUCAGCAGCGCGGCCAGCGUCUAUGCAGGCGCCGGGGGCUCGGGCUCCAGGAUCUCCGUGUCCCGCUCCACCAGCUACCGGGGCGGCUGGGGGUCCGGAGGUCUGGCUGGGGGAGUGGCCGGGGGCCUGACAGCCAUGGGGGGCAUCCAGAGCGAGAAGGAGACCAUGCAAGAUCUGAACGACCGCCUGGCCUCCUACCUGGACAAGGUGAGGAGCCUGGAGACAGAGAACCGACGGCUGGAAAGCAAGAUCCGGGAACACUUGGAGAAGCAGGGCCCCAAAGUCAGAGACUGGGGACACUACUUCAAGACCAUCGAGGAGCUGAGAGCUCAGAUUUUUGCCAGCUCUGUGGACAAUGCCCGCAUCGUGCUACAGAUCGACAAUGCCCGCCUUGCUGCCGAUGACUUCAGAGUCAAGUAUGAGACGGAGCUGGCCAUGCGCCAGUCGGUGGAAAGUGACAUCCAUGGGCUCCGCAAGGUCAUCGAUGACACCAACAUCACAAGGCUGCAGCUGGAGACAGAAAUCGAGGCUCUGAAGGAGGAGUUGCUCUUCAUGAAGAAGAACCACGAGGAGGAGGUCAAAGGUCUGCAAGCCCAGAUUGCCAGUUCUGGGCUGACGGUGGAAGUUGACGCCCCCAAAUCCCAGGACCUUGGCAAGAUCAUGGCUGACAUCCGGGCCCAGUACGACGAGCUGGCUCAGAAGAACCGCGAGGAGCUGGACAAGUACUGGUCCCAGCAGAUUGAGGAGAGCACCACCAUCGUCACCUCGCAGUCGGCUGAAGUCAGUGCAGCUGAGCUGACACUCACAGACCUGCGACGCACCUUCCAGUCCUUGGAGAUUGACUUGGAGUCCAUGAAGAACCUGAAGGCCAGCUUAGAGAGCAACCUGCAGGAUGUGGAGGCCCGCUACGCCAUGCAGAUGGAGCAGCUCAAUGGGGUCUUGCUACACCUGGAGUCAGAGCUGGCACAGACCCGGGCAGAGGGGCAGCGCCAGGCCCAGGAGUACGAGUCUCUGCUGAACAUCAAGGUCAAACUGGAGGCUGAAAUCGCCACCUACCGCCGCCUGCUGGAGGACGGGGAGGACUUCAGCCUCAGCGAUGCCCUGGACAGCAGUAACUCCAUGCAAACCAUCCAGAAGACAACCACCCGCAGGAUUGUGGACGGCAAGGUGGUGUCUGAGACCAACGACACCAAAGUGCUGAGGCGCUGAGGCAGCGCAAGCAGCAUGCCCUUUGGGGGAGCAAGUAAGAGGUCAAUAAAAGUUGAGAGGCCCCUGGA